Jaculus jaculus (lesser Egyptian jerboa) is the source of this 6291-nucleotide messenger RNA. RefSeq names its product protein tyrosine phosphatase non-receptor type 3 (gene Ptpn3). Gene Ontology annotation, molecular function: protein tyrosine phosphatase activity; cytoskeletal protein binding. The coding region runs from base 129 to 2870 and encodes 913 amino acids. Gene Ontology annotation, biological process: protein dephosphorylation. The record is from RefSeq and is a predicted model, not a curated record. Gene Ontology annotation, cellular component: cytoskeleton; cytoplasm; cytoplasmic side of plasma membrane. The transcript has 26 exons. NCBI's taxonomy places the organism in Eukaryota, Metazoa, Chordata, Mammalia, Rodentia, Dipodidae.
GCCAGGAGUCCACCAGACUCCCCAGCUCAGCCACAGAGUCAUUUCCAACAUUCCUUGAGCGCCAACUGUCUGCCAUCCUUAGGCAUGAAAUCACGGAGGACGCGGCACACAGUUAUUCAGCGAUAGUUAUGACCUCCCGGUUACGUGCGUUGGGUGGAAGAAUUAAUAAUAUACGAACCUCUGAAUUACCCAAAGAGAAAACUCGAUCCGAAGUCGUCUGCAGCAUACGCUUUUUAGAUGGCUUGGUGCAGACCUUUAAAGUUAACAAACAAGACACUGGCCAGUCGCUCCUGGACAUGGCACACAGCCAUCUGGGCGUGACGGAGAAGGAGUACUUUGGCCUGCAGCAUGGCGACGACCCGCUGGACUCCCCCAGAUGGCUUGAGGCAAGCAAACCCCUCAGGAAGCAGCUGAAAGGAGGUUUCCCCUGUACGCUGCAUUUUCGAGUAAGAUUUUUUAUACCUGAUCCCAACACACUGCAGCAGGAACAAACCAGGCAUUUGUAUUUCUUACAACUGAAGAUGGAUAUUUGUGAAGGAAGGUUAACCUGCCCUCUGAACUCGGCGGUGGUUCUGGCCUCCUAUGCAGUACAAUCUCAUUUUGGAGACUUUAACUCUUCCAUACAUCAUCCAGGCUAUCUUGCCGACAGCCAGUUCAUACCAGAUCAAAGCGAUGACUUCUUAACCAAGGUGGAAUCGCUCCAUGAGCAGCACAGUGGGCUAAAGCAGUCCGAGGCGGAAUCCUGCUACAUCAAUAUAGCACGGACCCUCGACUUCUACGGCGUGGAGCUGCACGGAGGGAGAGAUCUGCACAAUUUAGAUCUCAUGAUUGGGAUCGCUUCUGCGGGCAUUGCUGUGUACCGAAAAUACAUCUGCACAAGUUUCUAUCCUUGGGUCAACAUCCUCAAAAUUUCUUUCAAAAGGAAAAAGUUCUUUAUACAUCAGCGGCAAAAGCAGGCUGAAUCCAGGGAACAUAUUGUGGCCUUCAACAUGCUAAAUUACCGAUCUUGCAAAAACUUGUGGAAAUCCUGUGUCGAGCACCAUUCAUUUUUUCAGGCGAAGAAGUUACUACCUCAGGAGAAGAAUGUUCUGUCUCAGUACUGGACUCUGGGCUCCAGGAACCCCAAAAAGUCUGUAAAUAACCAAUAUUGCAAAAAGGUGAUUGGAGGGAUGGUGUGGAACCCAGCCAUGAGGAGGUCCUUGUCGGUGGAACAUCUGGAAACCAAGAGCCUGCCUUCUCGGUCCCCUCCCAUCACCCCCAACUGGCGAAGUCCUCGGCUCCGACACGAGAUCCGAAAGCCCCGCCACUCCUCUGCAGAUAACCUAGCCAACGAGAUGACCUACAUCACAGAAACCGAAGACGUGUUCUACACCUACAAGGGCUCCCUGUCUCCGAAAGACAGCGAUUCCGAAGUUUCCCAGACGCGCAGCCCCCACCGAGAGAGUUUAUCCGAGAACAACCCAGCUCACAGCUGCCUGACCCAGAAGUCAUCCAGUUCUGUGUCUCCAUCUUCAAACGCUCCAGGCUCCUGCUCCCCAGAUGGUGUUGAUCAGCAGUUCUUAGAGGACUACCACAAGGUGACCAAAGGGAGCUCAACUGAGGAUGCCAACCAGUACUACUGUGACAAGAAUGAUGAUGGUGACGGCUACUUAGUCCUGAUCCGUAUCACUCCAGAUGAGGAUGGAAAGUUUGGAUUCAAUCUUAAGGGAGGUGUGGAUCAAAAGAUGCCUCUUGUGGUCUCAAGAAUAAACCCAGAGUCACCUGCGGACACCUGCACACCUAAGCUGAAUGAAGGGGACCAGAUCGUGCUGAUCAAUGGCCGGGACAUCUCGGAGCACACCCACGACCAGGUGGUGAUGUUCAUCAGGGCCAGUCGGGAGUCCCACUCGAGGGAGCUGGCCCUGGUUAUCAGGAGGAAAGCCGUGCGCUCAUUUGCAGAGAUCAGAUCGGAAGAUGAGCUGAGCCAGCUUUUCCCAGAGGCCAUUUUCCCCGUGUGUCCUGAGGGCGGGAGCACUUUAGAGGGAUCCAUGGAACUGCUGAAGAAAGGUCUCGAAAGUGGCACAGUGCUGAUCCAGUUUGAGCAACUCUAUAGAAAGAAGCCAGGUUUAUCCAUCACAUUUGCAAAGCUGCCUCAGAAUUUGGACAAAAACCGAUAUAAAGAUGUGCUGCCUUAUGACACCACCAGAGUAUUACUGCAGGGAAACGAAGAUUAUAUUAACGCGAGUUAUGUGAACAUGGAAAUCCCUGCUGCUAACCUCGUGAACAAGUACAUUGCCACUCAGGGACCCCUGCCACAUACCUGUGCACAAUUUUGGCAAGUUGUCUGGGAUCAGAAGCUGUCACUCAUUAUCAUGUUGACGACGCUCACAGAGCGAGGGCGGACCAAGUGUCACCAGUACUGGCCUGAUCCCCCUGACGUCAUGGACCAUGGCAUCUUUCACAUCCAGUGUCAGGCAGAGGAUUGCACCAUCGCCUACGUGUCCCGAGAGAUGCUGGUCACAAACACCGAGACCGGGGAAGAACACACUGUGACCCACCUGCAGUAUGUCGCAUGGCCUGACCACGGAGUGCCUGAUGACUCCUCGGACUUUCUGGAGUUUGUGAACUAUGUGAGGUCCCUGAGGGUGCGUGGUGAGCCCGUCCUGGUUCACUGCAGUGCUGGAAUAGGUCGAACGGGCGUGUUGGUCACUAUGGAAACAGCCAUGUCCUUAAUUGAGAGGAACCUGCCUGUUUACCCACUGGAUAUUGUCCGGAAAAUGCGAGACCAGCGCGCCAUGAUGGUGCAGACAUCAAGCCAGUACAAGUUUGUGUGUGAAGCGAUUCUUCGCGUGUAUGAAGAAGGCCUAGUCCAGAAGCUGGAUCCCAGCUAGGACAACUGUGAAGCGUCUGUUCCUCCCUCCCCAGGGCGUCCUCCCAAAGAAGGGGCUUGCACACCUUCUCCUGGAGGCCUCAAGAGACCUGGCCCCUGCGGGAAAGGGAUGCACUUGUUUGAACCCAGGCACUUUACAUUUCUGUGGAAAAGGUAUCCUGUACAUAGGAACUGAUGUAGAUAAUGCAUGCAACUAUGGCUUCUUUGGACCCAGAGACACACGCAGCAGGGGAAGCUCACUUUGAGGACUGCGUUCCCCCCCCAGACAUCACCAUCCCCUGAUGGCCGUCCUUGGGCAGCUGAGAGGAGAUGCCAGCAAUGCUAUUGGCCCUCCCCUAGAAGCCAGACAGUGUGGCUACGUAGGGUUACUGGGGUGUUUCAUGUGUUGCUGUUCGUAGGACUCUGAGAGCUGAGCUUCCUGGACCUCUAGGUGGGGCUGGAGCAAUUGGUGUCCAUCCCCCCUGGCACCAAGGAAGCCCUGAUGAAUGUACCACAGGCGGGGUUCAGAGAAUUGCGGCUGGAGGGUGGGCGGCAUCUUGUCUGCCCUCCCUCCCUUUGCCUCUUCUCCGCCCCUUCUGCCCUCUGCCCAAAGCGCCCUGCUUCCUCCCCGCGUUCCUCCGCGUCAGGAUCGUUCGUACUCAGUGCCUGAGCCAGCUGGCUCCCGGACGUGCGGGGGGUUCUCAGCUGAGACUGGGAACCAGACUCUCAGAGUGGUGCUGGGUCUCAGUUCUAGAAGCAAGUACGUCCCUUGCCUCUCACUGCACACCCAGACGCCGUGACUGGAGUCGCCGACUACUGAAUCGCUACAUGGAUUGCUGCUACUUCAAGUUCGCCGACUUGUAAUGAGACGAUUCUCCGGGUGGGGGUCAAGGGCGGUGAUAGCAUCCAAAUAUUCAGAAUCUUUGGCCCUUCUGAGAAAAGACCUUAUAAUUAGUAACCAUGGGAGACCCCGCUUCACAAGGGUGUCCUAUGGGUAUGUGUGUGUGUAACCCUCAGGUGGGUGUGUGUGUGUGCAUGUGUAACCCACGGGUGAGUGCUUCUCAGGAUUCCUAACUUGCUUCAAAUUACCAUUGAGCUUCUAUAAAGAGUGAGUCUGUGUAUAGAAGAACAAACAUGCAUUCACCCUCAGUUACAAUGGUCUUCAUUUCAUUUCAAGGGAGAGGAUCAGUCUAUCUGAAUAUAAACACAAUUUGAUGUUAAUUUAUUCUAAGAACCCCAGGAUUUUGAUUGUUCUAAAGAAUUCUGCCUUUGUGAAUACUAUGUUAAUUUUUUUUAAUUUGUGACAGGGUUGUAGCAAAUUAUUAUUUAAGGAAAAUAAAUUACAUAAACAUUUUAAUGUGGUAUUUUUAAAUAGCAGUUUUUAUGUAACCAGAAGAAAAUUAAACCAGUUCCCUUAAUGGCAUUUAUAGAAAAGAUGCUUUCAUAUUAUAGUGCCCAGUUCCCUUAAUAGCAUUUAUAGAAAAGACGCUUUCAUAUUAUAGUGCAUGUAGACAAAGCCGUGUUGGUAUUUAGCAGACACUGGACCAAUUAAAUCAUUUCCUGGUUGCAUGAUGAGCAAGGCCCUAGCCAUAGGGGGCCAGGUCUCCAAAGGUUCUUCACCUGCAGGCUCGGCAUAUCCACUUCCCAACUUCCUGUCUUUUUUCCACACAGACUUUGCUGAUAAAUGUCAUGAGUGGGAAGGAGGCAAUAGCCAGCGCCCUAUGUAAGAAGAACUUACUAGAAAGCUUGGAUAAGGGCUGGAAGCUUUGGCUCCUCAUCCCACUUUCAGGGAAGAAACCUAGGAACCGUACCUCUUCUUCCCAUGUUUUCCUUCUGUGUAAAAGACAAGGAACAACAUUUGGGACUUGGGGUCCAAAUGAGAACAGAGUGAGGUCCCACCACGGCUAUGAAUGCCCGUCUACUGUUGUAUAAACCAACGGUGCUGGGACAAGGUGCUUGGAAAAGUAGACUUCCCAUGGCUGGCCCCUAAGCAUAUCCGACAGGCGGGGCUCCUCAGGUUCCUAUAGAACCGUGCUCUUCUAGAAGAAGGUGAAAAUGAACAGAGGACUAUCACCUGGUACUCUGGGACCUUUGUUCAACCUCGACUCAGAAAAAUUCUCCUAGCAAAAUAUGAAAAAAAAAAAAAAAGGAGCAGGGAAUGCUGGCUAAAUUUAAAUGGUACCAGGCUGUUUAGCAAGUCAUUACCAUUUGAUAAAAACGUAUCGCCACCCUGUGUGCAAAACAUUUGCAGAGUCUAAAUGUCCUUGGAGAUUUAAAAAAAAAAAAACAAGUUGUUUAAUGUGGCUAUGGAAAUGAUGCUAUUAUGCUUACAUAAAUUUUGACAAAGCUGAUAAAGGUUAUAGCUGGCCUUUUUCCAGCCACUGUGCAGGCCAGCAGUUCAGACCUAGCAGAUGUUGCCAGGAAUGAAGUCCAUGAGAUUCAGGGAGAACAAGGCAAGAAAAGGCUCUGGAGUGAACAUGUCGAUAUUACCAGUCCAAAUCCAUAGCACAGGGCUCCCGCUUCCCCACCCGCACCUCAGCACUUGCUUCGUCCCCAGUGAAGAACUGCCUCAGAAUCAGGGGAAAUAUUUUGCCUGGGAAAUUUGGCUGGAUAUGAAUGGAGGGGACAUUCACACCCUGCAUUCUGGCACCUUCCGGAAGAUCUAAUUAGACACACUGCUGUGCUGACUGACUCCCGGGUGGGUUCCCUGCUGCUGUCACUCUCGAGAUCCUACACUUGGUGUUUUGACUUUCCAGAAAAAAAAAUAAGAAGAAGAAGAAGAAGAUCCAAGUGGCUGGGUCACAAGCAUGUUCCCAUCUUUUGUUUUCUGCCAGUUGAUACCUAAAUCUGUUUCAGAUGAGUGUAGAUGUUACUGCUUCUGUGUCCUGGUCCCCCCCUCCUUUUUUUGUCCUUAGAAAUUAUCAUUUGGAAGCAGCAAUGGCUUUCUUCCUCCUCCAGAGCCAUCAAAAAGGUAGCAUUGGUGGGGAAAAAUUGUAAAAGUGCAGACCUGGACUGAGAUAAGAUGUGCAAUCCUCAGCCUUCUGUUUCUCUUUCGGUAUAUGGGAAUGAUUGGGCUGGACCAGCUGAGCUCAGGAUUUACCCUUCUAGACAUAAAUCCUUAGCUACCUAGGAAUAGCUGCCAGAGAGGAAUGUGUCCCAUUUCUGUGACUUGUGCCCAGGAGGCUGUCUCAGACCUUUGUACUGCUGAGUAGAAGACAAGGUCUGCCACCCUCUGGUUCUUGCCUGACAUUCUAGGCGGAGAGCAGCCUCAGUAAAGACAGCAAAACCCAUGUGGCCACAGCCUGGGGAACUAAACCAUGGAAACUGGAAGCCGACUGUCUCACCGCCUUGAUGGCUUCUGUUCAGCGCAGCCAAAGGACUGUGUUAAGCCAUGUUGUUUUGAAAAGUAUCUUAGCUGAUGAGCAAUAUUUUUUUUUCUGUAA